Molecule: messenger RNA, 315 nt
Organism: Letharia lupina
Lineage: Eukaryota; Fungi; Ascomycota; Lecanoromycetes; Lecanorales; Parmeliaceae
Exons: 2
Coding region: 1-315 (104 amino acids)
Source: RefSeq, a predicted model, not a curated record
AUGCUCAUACCCUCCUGGCUCUUUGCCUCCGCGAGUCGUUCGUCGAGCCAGGUCAGCGGCCGACGCUCUUGUAACUCCGUUUCAGAGCUUGAUGAGGGUGCUGGUGCUGGGACAGGAUGUGGAGUUGCUGGUCUAGAAGAGCUUGGUAGUGGUGUUGGGAACGGCUGUGUGGCGGGCAACGAGGUUGCGGCCGCAUCCUUGGGCAAAGUCGUGGCUGUCGUUGCGAGUGGGGGGUUGGAUUUAGGCGUCUUGGCCGUUGCUUCCUCGAGUUUUUGUCGCUUUCUCGGAGAACUCAGACCGGUUCUCAAUACGUAA